AUGGAUGCUAAAGAACAAGCCAUCAAAUUGAAGGACCAAGGGAAUAAGUGUCUCAAAGAGUUGAAGUUUGAUGAUGCUAUUGAUUGUUAUACCAAAGCCAUUGAAUUAGAUGAUCAAAAUGCAGUGUUUUAUUCCAAUAGAGCUCAAGUUCAUAUAAAGUUGGAGAAUUAUGGUUUAGCUAUUGCUGAUUGUGAUAACGCUUUAAAAGUUGAUCCCAAUAUGAUGAAAGCUUACUAUCGUAAAGGGGUUUCAUUAAUGGCUAUUUUGAACUAUAAAGAAGCUCAAAAAAACUUUAAAAUUAUCUUAGCUAAAAUACCCAACGAUAAAUUAACAUUAGAAAACUACAAACAAACUGUUAGUUAUUUAAAGAAACAAGCUUUUGAAAGAGCUAUUGCUGGAGAUGCUAAAGAACUUUUAAUCAAUAGCAUAAACUAUGAAUCUAUCUUGAUAGAAAAAACUUGGGAAGGACCAGAAUUAACUAUUCAAAGUAAAAAAACUGAUGAUGGAUUAGAUAUAAAUAUUCAAGGAUUAGAUGAAGAAUAUUUGAAAUACAUGAUCAAAUUAUUCAAAGACGGUGGUAGAUUACCUAAAAAACACGUUUUUGCCAUCAUUUCAAAAGUUUAUACCCUUUUGAAGAAGGAGAGUACUAUGACAGAAUUAAUCAUCCCCCAUUCUAAAAUUAAUCCUCAAGAUUAUGAUAAUUAUUCAACCGAUGCUUUGGUUUUAGGUGAAGCAAAGAAAAUUACUGUUGUUGGUGAUACCCAUGGUCAAUUCUAUGAUGUGUUAAAUUUAUUCAAAAGAUUCGGAAAAGUAUCGAAAGAUCAUAUUUAUUUAUUUAAUGGAGAUUUUGUUGAUAGAGGAUCUUGGUCAUGUGAAGUGGCAUUGUAUUUGUACGUUUUGAAGGUAUUAUAUCCACAAUCUAUCUUCAUUAACAGAGGUAAUCAUGAAACUAACGAUAUGAAUAAAACUUAUGGAUUCACUGAUGAAUGUGAACAUAAAUAUAGUAAGAAGAUUUUUGAUGUAUUUGCCGAAUCAUUUGGUGCUUUACCUUAUGCUUCAUUAAUCAAUGGAUCUUAUUUAAUCAUGCAUGGAGGAUUAUUCUCUGAUGAUCAUGUUAAAUUAAAUGAUAUUAAACAAUUGAAUAGAUUCCCUUCAUCAGGAUCAACUCAACCUCCAAGGGAUGGAAUUGCCAUGGAAUUGUUAUGGACUGAUCCUCAAAAUGUCAAUGGUAGAGCUCCUUCUAAAAGAGGUAUAGGUAUGCAAUUUGGUCCUGAUAUUACCGAAAGAUUCUGUUUAAGUAAUAAAAUCCGUAAAGUUUUAAGAUCUCAUGAAGUAAGAAUGGACGGUGUUGAAGAAGAACAUAAUGGAAGAUUAAUCACUGUUUUCAGUGCUCCAAAUUAUUGUGAUGCUACUGGUAAUAAAGGAGGUGUAGUUCAUAUAACUGAAAAUACUCAGUAUAAUCCUGAAAAUGAUGAUGGUGAAGGAUUCAGGAACCCCGAUGUUAAUUGUCCUUGGGAUCUUGAUAUCCAAACUUUUGAAGCAGUACCCCAUCCUGAUAUCAAACCAAUGGCUUAUUCAAAGAGUGGAUUUGGCUUUUAA
Yamadazyma jaroonii is the source of this 1599-nucleotide messenger RNA. NCBI's taxonomy places the organism in Eukaryota, Fungi, Ascomycota, Pichiomycetes, Serinales, Debaryomycetaceae. The record is from the annotation of a GenBank genome assembly.